This is a messenger RNA of Myxocyprinus asiaticus (Chinese sucker), 3257 nucleotides long. It is a transcript of the gene gne, whose product is annotated as glucosamine (UDP-N-acetyl)-2-epimerase/N-acetylmannosamine kinase. Bases 230 to 2407 code for a protein of 725 amino acids. The transcript is spliced from 13 exons. Gene Ontology annotation, biological process: UDP-N-acetylglucosamine metabolic process. Gene Ontology annotation, molecular function: UDP-N-acetylglucosamine 2-epimerase activity; N-acylmannosamine kinase activity; hydrolase activity, hydrolyzing O-glycosyl compounds. The record is from RefSeq and is a predicted model, not a curated record. Lineage: Eukaryota; Metazoa; Chordata; Actinopteri; Cypriniformes; Catostomidae.
ACAAAGAAAGAAGACUAUCGUUAGCGUUGUUAGCAUUGGCGCUUGGCUAAUCUGCGAUUGGCGCCAACAGAAAAAUAUCAGUAUAUCAACAUUUGGUGUAUUGGAUUGCAAUAACACCAAUCUGAUUUCAUUCAAGGGAAUAAACUACAGAUAAUCGCGUUAAAACAGUGUUCAGGUCAGGAAUACUCAUGAGUUGUACUAUCUGAAGACCCAACGUGAACAGGGGAAGAUGGAGCAACAGGAAAAUGGGCUGAAGCGUCGGCUACGCCUGUGCGUGGCCACCUGUAACAGAGCUGAUUACUCCAAACUCGCCCCCAUCAUGUUCGGCAUCAAGUCUCACUCAGAUAUCUUUGACCUGGAGGUGGUGGUGCUGGGUUCACAUCUGAUUGAUGAUUACGGAAACACCUUCCGUAUGAUUGAACAGGAUGAGUUCGAUAUUGGCUCCAAGUUGCACACUAUAGUUCGUGGUGAGGAUGAGGCCGCCAUGGUGGAGUCGGUCGGUCUUGCUCUCGUAAAGCUUCCAGACGUCCUCCAGCGUCUCGCCCCUGACGUUCUGCUCAUUCAUGGUGACCGUUUUGAUGCACUGGCCUUGGCGACGGCAGCGGCUCUAAUGAACAUUCGCAUUUUGCACCUGGAAGGUGGAGAAGUGAGUGGAACCAUUGAUGACUCCAUUCGUCACGCCAUCUCCAAACUUGCACACUACCACGCUGUUUGCACGCGCUCGGCUGAGAGAAACCUCAUUUCCAUGUGCGAAGACCAUUCUCGAAUCUUAUUGGCUGGCUGCCCAUCAUACGACAAGCUGCUAACUGCCCACCAACGAGAUGAUUACACUGAUGUCCUCAAGUCCUGGCUUGGAGAUCACAUAAAGGAGCAGGAUUAUAUCGUAGCCCUGCAGCAUCCUGUAACCACAGACAUCAAGAAUUCCAUUAAGAUCUAUGAGUUAAUGCUGGACGCUCUCAUCUCCUUCAACAAGAGAACUCUCAUACUUUUCCCCAAUAUAGAUGCAGGCAGUAAAGAGCUGGUUCGUGUGAUGAGGAGAAAGGGAAUCGAACAGCACCCGAACUUCCGUGCAGUGAAGCAUGUUCCAUUCGAUCAGUUCAUCCAGUUGGUGGCCCAUGCUGGCUGUAUGAUCGGGAACAGCAGUUGUGGAGUUCGGGAGGCCGGAGCAUUCGGUACACCUGUCAUUAACCUGGGUUCUCGCCAGACAGGCCGAGAGACUGGGGAAAAUGUUCUACAUGUGCGAGACGCAGACACGCAUAAUAAAAUCUACCAUGCCCUGAAGCUGCAGUUUGGAAAACGUUACCCCUGCUCGAAGAUCUACGGAGAUGGAAAUGCGGUUCAACGCAUCUUAAAGUUCCUGCAAUCGAUUGACCUAUCUGAGCCACUUCAGAAGAAGUUCUGUUUCCCGCCAGUGAAGGAGUGCAUAUCUCAAGAUAUUGACCACAUUCUGGAGACCCAGAGUGCUCUUGCUGUAGACUUGGGGGGGACCAACCUGCGUGUGGCCAUCAUCAGUAUGAAGGGUAAACUGGUUAAGAAGUAUAUUCAGCUGAAUCCUAAGACCUUUGAAGAGAGGAUUGAGCUGAUACUGACCAUGUGCAAACAGGCCAUGGCUGAUGCUGUUCUCCUCAACUGUAGAAUAUUGGGUGUUGGUGUGAGCACAGGGGGCCGUGUAAAUCCUCAAGACGGGGUUGUCCUCCACUCCACAAAUCUUAUAAACGAGUGGAGUUCAGUGGAUAUCCGCACGCCCCUCUCCAGCGCCCUCCAUCUGCCCGUCUGGGUUGACAAUGACGGGAACUGCGCCGCGCUCGCUGAGAGAAAGUUUGGCCACGGAAAAGGCGUGGAGAACUUUGUCACUAUUAUCACUGGAACCGGAAUUGGAGGUGGUAUAAUCCAGCAUAAUGAACUGAUCCAUGGCAGCACAUUUUGUGCAGCAGAACUGGGACACAUCGUGGUCUCUCUGGAAGGACCAGAAUGCACGUGUGGCAGCCACGGCUGCAUAGAGGCCUACUCAUCAGGCCUUGCCCUGCAGAGAGAAGCCAAGAGACUGCAUGACGAUGACUUGCUGGUGGUGGAGGGAAUGACUCUGAAUAACAAAGAACAGGUGAACGCUAUUCAUCUUAUCAGCGCUGCUCGCCACGGCAACUCCAAAGCCGAGAGUGUACUUAAAACAGCUGGCACUGCUCUGGGUUUGGGCAUUGUGAACAUCCUGCACAUGGUUAACCCAUCUCUGGUGGUCUUGUCUGGUGUUUUGGCGGGUCAUUAUGAGAAUCCAGUCCGUCAGGUCAUCAGGCAGCAUGCUCUCCUAUCGGCACAGGAGACUAAGGUCAUGGUGUCUGAGCUUGAAGAUCCUGCCCUGCUGGGUGCUGCCAGUAUGGUUCUGGACUACACCACCCGCCGCACCUACUGAGAGAGAGCCCGAAAACCAGGAACCAAUCACUUACAGACUUUGGGACAGAGGGCCAAUUUUAUAUGUUAAGCCGAUAGUGGCUUUUUAAAGCUGACCAUGAAACAUUUUAGUGUGCUUUUAUGUGAGCGCACACAUUGUUUUCUUCUGCUGUCACAAGCAGUAUCUAAUGUAAGGUGUUUAACUAAGAUUAAUCAAAAUAUAUAUAUUUAAUGUUUGUAUGUACAGUGGAAAUAAGGGUACUUAAUAAAUGGUGGAUGAUAUGGUUUUAUCGCCCUCUUACUCUCUUUCUUAGCACCUUAAGCUGAUCUGUUGACAAGUCUUAUUUUUGAACAACACAUUUUUAAAUUGUUUACAUAAUCCAGUCCGUACGAAUGAGCGAAUUAAUGGGGGGGGGGGGGCCUUUAUAUUUAAUUGUAAAAAUAAUGCAUCAUUAAAACCUAUGAGUGUAAAUGUCUUUAUAUUGCAAGUGAAUUGCUUUAAUUUAUAACUGGACUGCAUACAUGCUUCUAGAGUCCCUCACUACAUAUCUAAUCUUUAUUUUUGAUAACCAAUGAGGGACUUUAGGAUAACUGCAUUCACAGUAUUUGCCAUAAUAGUGUAUAAAAACUUGUGUAUGAGUUUAUGUAUAUCAUAAAUACUGUCCUUUAUUUUGUUUAAGCUUUACUUGUACAAAUGUACCCUGAGAAAUCAGUGGUUUCAGAUUUAUUAAUAAUAACACCGUUUUUUGUUCUAUGUUAUGCAUUAUUGUUGCAGUUUAGUUUUUUCCCCCUACAAUUUUCUUUUAGGAUUUUUACCUUUCUGUUCCCCCUCUUAAAUGAUUCUCCUUGAAUAAAAUCAUUUGGAUACCGCA